This is a messenger RNA of Polistes dominula (European paper wasp), 1308 nucleotides long. RefSeq lists its product as uncharacterized. NCBI's taxonomy places the organism in Eukaryota, Metazoa, Arthropoda, Insecta, Hymenoptera, Vespidae. The record is from RefSeq and is a predicted model, not a curated record.
AUGAGUCAACCAUUCAAAGCUGUGGAUUUUCCUGUGCUUAGGAACAUAGCAGCUGAAGAUAUGGAAAUAUGCGAUAACCUCACUUUGGGCAAGGAUAAACCCAAAAAGAGAAAAGAGCGAAGCGACGAAGAACCAUUAACUGAAGAAACAGUUACAAAGAAGCUAAUGAAGAAAACAUCUGCUCCAGAAUCAGCACAAAAUGAGCUUGACAAAGAAAUCAAGUCAUUUAAAAAAUUUGAAAGAAACAUAAAGCACAUGACAAUGGACGACCUAGAAGAAGAAGAUUUCGAGGAGAUAAAAAACAAAGUAUCUAUGAUGUUCAAAACCAUUACGCUCCUUAAAAAGGAGAAUAAUGAGCUAAAAAAGGGACAGCCAGGAAAAGACUCGUUAGACGAUAAGCUACAAAAGCUCGAGAAGGCGAUCCAUGAUGCUACAUGCAGCAUUAAACAUAUUAAGAACGAGUCAACUAAGGUGAUAAAUAAAAAGCUAAGCUAUGCAGAGAGAUUGAAGAUCCCUGUCGUGGCUAAAGAAGCUAGCGUAGAAGCAAAAUCGGAGAAGCAUGUUAUCGCCAUAUAUCCAAGUGCUGAUAACAACAUUAAGUCAAGUGACGAAACUAAACUGGUCGUCAUGAGUAGUGUAGCCCCUUCAAAAGAAAAACUCAAAAUCUGCAAUGUAAAGAAAAUUGCAAACAACGGUAUUUUAGUGGAAACUAAAACAAAAGACGACAUGGAGCGUGUACUCAAGUCCCAAAAAUGGCAGGAAAUAGGUCUACGGACUGGAAUUCCAACAAAGAAAAAACCGAAGCUCAUUAUUUUCAAUGUCCAAAAAGAGAUGAGCGAUAAAGAAUUCUUAGAAGCAUUAAGACAGCAAAACAUGGACGAAUUUCCCAAAACCAAAUGUGCUGAGGAAGUAGUAAUCUCUCACAGGUCCAACGGCAAAAAUCAGGAUUCAGUCAACAUAAUCAUUGAAGUUACACCUAACGUAAGAAAUAUAUUAUUGAAAAAUGAUAUGGUAUACAUUGGCUGGACUUCACACUGGAUUCGAGACUUUGUAGUCAUAAGCAGAUGCUACAAAUGCCAAUCUUKUGGACACGUGUCGAAGCACUGCAAAUCAAAAAGCGAUACAUGUGGUCAUUGCGGAGGUGACGGUCACAGUUUUAAAGAUUGYAAAGCUAAAAACAAGAGUCCAGUAUGCAUUAACUGCAAGAGAGCAGGUAAAGCUUGUGACCACUCCUCACGUUCCUCGGAUUGUCCAGCCUACAAAAUUGCUAUGGCAAAUUACGUCUCAAAAAUAGACUAUGGCAAGUAA